ACCGUCGCGGAUCCGGUGGCGGGAACAUGGCGGCCACAGCAAGGCCGGUGCUGAGAAAGUUUCCGACGAGACCGGUCUGCAGCAGUAGUGCCUGAGGCUUCGGGAUCUACAUUUCCCGGUGGAAUGCCGCUUACCCAUUCUGAAUGAAAAAUUUAGCCCCCAAAGGCCCUCCCCUUAUUUGUGUUGGCCUCAGGGCAGUGUCUGUCUGAAAGUUGAAGGAGCCUCGGUGGCGGCGACCAAGUCAGAUCAUUAUAAACAAAAAUUCCACCUGAAAAAAUGCUGAAGUAGAGUUGGAUUUGCUGGAUGAAAAACAAGCAAUUAAUUUUUGUAACUUUUAGAGAAAGCCCAAAUUGCCAGAUUACAUGUGUAAAUCACUGCGUUAUUGUUUUAGUCAUUGUCUCUACUUAGCAAUGACGAGACUGGAAGAAGUAAACAAAGAAGUGAACAUGCAUUCUUCAGUGCGUUAUCUUGGCUAUUUAGCCAGAAUCAAUUUACUGGUUGCUAUAUGCUUAGGUCUUUAUGUAAGAUGGGAAAAAACAGAAAAUUCAUUAAUUUUGGUGAUUUUUAUUCUUGGUCUUUUUGUUCUUGGAAUUGCCAGCAUACUCUAUUAUUAUUUUUCAAUGGAAGCAGCAAGCUUAAGUCUCUCCAAUCUUUGGUUUGGAUUCUUGCUUGGCCUUCUUUGUUUUCUUGAUAAUUCAUUAUUUAUAAAUGAUGUGAAAGAAGAAUCAACCAAAUAUUUACUUCUAACGUCCAUAGUAUUAAGGAUACUAUGUGCUUUGGUUGAGAGAAUUUCUGGUUAUAUCCGUCAUAGACCCACUUUACUAACCACAGUUGAAUUUCUUGAACUUGUUGGAUUUGCUAUUGCCAGCACAACUAUGUUAUUGGAGAAGUCCAUGGGUGUCAUUUUACUUGUUAUAGCACUGGCCAUGCUGAUUAUUGACCUGAGAAUGAAAUCUUUCCUAGCUAUUCCAAACUUAGUUAUUUUUGCAGCUUUAUUAUUUUUCUCUUCAUUAGAAACUCCUCAAAAUCCAGUUGCAUUUGCUUGUUUUUUUAUUUGCCUCAUAACUGACCCUUUCCUUGAUAUUUAUUUUAGUGGACUUUCAGUGACUGAAAGGUGGAAGCCUUUUCUAUAUCGUGGAAGAAUUUGCAGAAGACUUUCAGUUGUUUUCACUGGAAUGAUUGAGCUCACAUUUUUUAUUCUUUCAGCAUUUAAACUUAGGGACACUCAUCUCUGGUAUUUUGUAAUACCAGGUUUUUCCAUUUUUGGAAUUUUCUGGAUGAUUUGUCAUAUUAUUUUUCUUUUAACUCUUUGGGGAUUCCAUACCAAAUUAAAUGACUGUCAUAAAGUAUAUUUUACCCACAGGAUAGAUAACAAUAGCCUUGAUAGAAUCAUGGCAUCCAAAGGGAUGCGCCAUUUUUGCUUAAUUUCAGAGCAGUUAGUUUUUUUUAGCCUUCUUGCAACAGCAAUUUUGGGAGCAGUUUCCUGGCAGCAAACAAAUGGAAUAUUUUUGAGUAUGUUUCUGAUUGUUUUGCCAUUGGAAUCCAUGGCUCAUGGACUCUUCCAUGAGUUGGGUAAUUGUUUAGGAGGAACAUCUGUUGGAUAUGCUAUUGUGAUUCCCACCAACUUCUGCAGUCCUGAUGGUCAGCCAACACUUCUCCCACCAGAACAUGUACAGGAGUUAAAUUUGAGGUCUACUGGCAUGCUCAAUGCUAUCCAAAGAUUUUUUGCUUAUCAUAUGAUUGAGACCUAUGGAUGUGACUAUUCCACAAGUGGACUGUCUUUUGAUACUUUACAUUCCAAACUAAAAGCUUUCCUUGAACUCCGGACUAUGGAUGGACCUAGGCAUGACACAUAUAUUUUGUAUUACAGUGGACAUACUCAUGGUACAGGAGAAUGGGCUCUUGCAGGUGGAGACACACUACGCCUUGACACACUUCUAGAAUGGUGGAGAGAAAAGAAUGGUUCCUUCUGUUCCCGACUUAUUAUUGUGUUAGACAGUGAAAAUUCAACCCCAUGGGUGAAAGAAGUGAGAAAAAUUAAUGACCAGUAUAUUGCAGUGCAAGGAGCAGAGAUGGCAAAGACUAUAGAUAUUGAAGAAGCUGACCCACCACAGCUUGGUGAUUUUACGAAAGACUGGGUGGAGUAUAACUGCAACUCCAAUAGUAACAUCUGUUGGACUGAAAAGGGACGCACAGUGAAAGCAGUAUAUGGCGUGUCAAAACGGUGGAGUGACUAUACACUGCACUUGCCAACUGGAAGCGAUGUGGCCAAGCACUGGAUGCUACACUUUCCUCGUAUUACAUAUCCAGUAGUGCAUUUGGCAAAUUGGCUGUGUGGUUUGAACCUCUUUUGGAUCUGCAAAACUUGUUUUAGGUGCUUGAAAAGAUUAAAAAUGAGUUGUUUUCUUCCUACUGUGCUGGACACAGGACAAGGUUUCAAACUUGUCAAAUCUUAAUUUGGAACCCAAAAUCAUAUAUUACUGAGAGUUCAUACUAUCAGUUUUCAUUAACUUGCCACAUUUUGUAUAUUGUGUUUUUAUUUGUGGAAAAUAUCUUAUUACUUCUGUAAUGUCUCUCACUUAGUCUUUUCUCAAUUAUUUUCACAUAAUUAUGGUAUAUGUAAUGUGUUGGGAAUGAACAUUUUAUAUUAAAGGUAUGUAGGGAGUCAUAAAUACUGACUAAAUUCACAAGAAAUAUUAAAAAUAACUAUGCACUUUGAGGAAUGCUUGCAUAUGCCUCUGAUUAGAGAGAAGAACAUUUGUUUAUACUCUGCAAUGGCCAAUGAAGAGUUACUAAUGCCUUAUUUUUUUAGGCAUAGAUUAGAGAAUGUAGACCAGACAAUUUAUUUACUACUAAAAGAAAACUACUAAUUUGCUUACAGGAGAUUAUUUUUUUGAACAGUAGUUUUGAGUAUAAGAUCAUUUGAAGAAGAAUUACAGUUUUUUUUUAGAAAAGUAUAAAAGGAAAUCAGCCUGAAUUUGGUAUGAAAUUUGCUUAUAAUCCAUCACAUUCAGAUAUCUUAGUUGUAACCUUUUCCCAGUAUAGCACAGAAACCCAAAUCGCUGUUUAAAUCAAAAUUCUUCAUCUUACACAUUAUUCCAUACAUUGUUGGGAGCCUCUAAAAGCACUGUCAAUUUUAAAUCUUUCUCAGGGUAAUGUAACACGUUCAUAACAAGCAAUAUUUUCAGCUACAAAUUCCUUCCAAGUAAAGUUUUCCUUUCUAGAAAAGUAAUAUUAUAGAAGUAUUUAGAGACUUCUCAUGAUGCAUGAGCUGUUUUCAGUAUUUAAAAAUCAUUUUGAUCUCUGUAGGGUAAUACUGCCUUUUCUUCAAACCCCUAUUAGCAAUAUUUUUUUUUCUACUAAAGGUCAGAGAAUUGGGAACAGGUCACUUACCUUGUGUACAUGUAAUGUAUUAUGUGAAAAAAGUAUUCAUAUUGACAAUUUUAAUUAAACAAAAUAGUAUGAUUCUAAUUUUUAAACUUUAUUCAGUGUUUUGUCUGACUAUAGCAGGCACUGAUCACAAUGUCUCCUAAGAUAUAAUUUACCUUUAUUCUAUCCUAAGAAUAUUUACAUUCUUUCAUUUCUGAGAAGUAACAAAAGGGGAUUAGAAUUGGGAGAUUACCUAAUCUUUGUUGUUUAAAUGGUGUGUCUUCUCACCACUGAAGCCAUUUAUGCAGCCUCAGAGAGAGGAAAUGAUGCCUUUAUCACUUUUUACCUGGUGAUUUGAAAUUGAAUUUUCAGCUAGCAAGAAGUCACUUAGCAUCAGGGAACUUGUAUACCAUUAUCUAUGCAACCUUGUUAUAGUUUGAUGAUUUCUAUGUUUUGAAUACGGUUCUCUUAAUAAUUUGAAUAAAAUUUUGUUAAAAAAUA
Messenger RNA from Erinaceus europaeus (western European hedgehog), 3870 nucleotides. RefSeq names its product transmembrane protein 168 (gene TMEM168). The record is from RefSeq and is a predicted model, not a curated record. Lineage: Eukaryota; Metazoa; Chordata; Mammalia; Eulipotyphla; Erinaceidae. The transcript has 5 exons. Bases 363 to 2456 code for a protein of 697 amino acids.